AUGGUAAUGAUUGAAUGGUCCUUUCCUAAUGGUAGAAGUGUUCAACACAAAUGUACUUCUCAUGAUAGAUUCAACGAACACGCUUUCAACUAUUGGCAAAUGAAUAAUAGUAGACAAGAUCAAUUCAAAAAGCUUUGUACCGAAUAUAUUUCAAUAUAUAUCGAAUCAAGAUAUAUCGUAUUUGCAAAGGGAUCUGAUAGCGAGUCUGGAUCUACUGAAUAUGAUGCGACAGAGCAAUCAAUUACUCCUAUGGAUGGAUUUAUUCGUUAUGGUGUGGUGAAUGAAGACUUUUGUGAUGAUCAAGGGUCACUGUCGGUUCUCAAACUCCUGAAGGAAAAACGUCAAUUCUAUGGUACUCGUAAUAAGAAGGAUCUUUAG
Halteromyces radiatus is the source of this 378-nucleotide messenger RNA. RefSeq lists its product as uncharacterized. The record is from RefSeq and is a predicted model, not a curated record. Gene Ontology annotation, cellular component: ribosome. The transcript is spliced from 4 exons. Gene Ontology annotation, molecular function: structural constituent of ribosome. Gene Ontology annotation, biological process: translation. NCBI's taxonomy places the organism in Eukaryota, Fungi, Mucoromycota, Mucoromycetes, Mucorales, Cunninghamellaceae. Bases 1 to 378 code for a protein of 125 amino acids.